AUGGGAAGAAUUAAGAAGAAGGGAACCUCUGGUCAAGCCAAGAACUUCAUUACCAGAACUCAGGCAGUCAGGAAGUUACAAAUUGCUCUCCCAGACUUUCGUAAGUUAUGUAUCUGGAAAGGAAUCUAUCCUCGGGAACCGAGAAAUAAAAAGAAGGCAUCAAAAUCCUCGACCCAUUCUACCACCUUUUACUACACAAAAGACAUCCAAUGGCUUCUGCAUGAGAAGAUCGUUGAUGCCUUCCGCGAGCAGAAGGCUUUAGAGAAGAAGAUCUCGAAAGCUUUGGGACGGGGAGAUGCCCACGAUGCUGCAAGACUUGAGCGUAACGCUUCAAGACCGGAGAAGACUGGAAAGACUAAAUACAGUUUGGAUCACAUCAUUCGAGAAAGAUACCCUACAUUUAUCGAUGCGCUACGAGAUCUUGACGAUUGUCUGUCGAUGCUCUUCUUAUUUGCAAACUUACCUUCGACCUCGACUGUUCCUGCAAAGAUGAUUGCAAGAUGUGAGAAGUUAUGCUUGGAAUUCGAACAUUAUUUAAUCGUCUCAAACAGCUUGCGCAAGUCAUUCUUGUCUAUCAAAGGAAUCUACUACCAGGCGACUAUACAAGGACAGGAUAUUCUGUGGCUCGUACCUUAUAGAUUCAACCAACGAGUCACUGGAGAUGUGGACUUCCGAAUUAUGGGUACCUUCGUUGAGUUCUACCAAACUUUAUUAGGUUUUGUCAAUUUCCGUCUCUAUACUUCAGUUGGAUUGGUAUACCCACCAAAAUUCGACCAAGCCAGAGAUGAUCAGGACGCAGGUCUAGGAGCAUUCUCGUUGGAAGGAAAUGGCAUUGGUGCUAUUGAGCAACCAAAACAAAUCGCCAAUGGCGAUGCCUCAAAGCCUGAUCCGAGACUCCAGGCAGAGAUUGACAAAUUGAUGCUUCAACUUAAUGUGCCGGAGAAGGAGGCCGAGGAGACGAAGGCUUUGGCUGAUGGCGAGGAGGAAGAGCAAGCAACAGAAACCAUUGAUAAAUUCGAGCCAGCCGCACCAGGCGGAGAUAUUCUUAUGCAACCUUCCUAUUCUGCGACAGAUCCAUCGACUUUGUUCUCAAAGUUUACUUUCUUCUUAUCAAGAGAAACCCCUCGCCAAUCUCUCGAGUUCAUUCUCCGGGCAUUUGGCUGCAAGCGCAUUGGAUGGGACGCAGUUCUCGGAGAGGGUGCAUUCACUCACAAUGAAUCAGAUCCAUCAAUUACCCAUCAAGUAGUUGAUCGCCCACCCGUGCAAGUUCAACCUGAGGAAGACGAGGAAGUUAAGGAGGACAAUCAGACAGCACAGCGUUUGAGACCUGGAGCUCGAGUCCCUGGUCGGAUAUAUAUUCAGCCACAAUGGAUUUGGGAUUGUAUCAACGAUGAAGAACUCAAAAGACCAGAUUUGUAUGUACCUGGUGCACAAUUGCCUCCACAUUUGAGUCCCUUUGUCAAGAAAGUACGUGGUCAGUACGAUCCUUCGGCUCCUCUUGAGGAACAAGAAAGAGAGGACGAGGAGCUUGAGAUGGACAGUGGUAGCGAGGAUGAGGCAGAUGUUUCCGACGAGGAGGUGGCCGUUCAGAAAUCAGAUUUCCCUACAGCUAUGGAUGUAGAUGAGACUGCCGGAGGUAUGGAUAUCGCUGGAUCCGAUGAUGAAUCUGAUGAGGCUCCUGAAAAAGCCGAUGAGUCAUUCGGUGGGUUCUCCGAGGCCGAAGAUAGUGAAGAUGAAGAUGAAGGAGAAAUUGCUGCUCUUCAACGUCAACGAGAACUCGAAGCUGAGUUAUCAGGUGUGGCUUUGCAAGAAAAGGUGGUUGACCCGAGAGUUAAAGCCAAGACGGACGCCAAGAAGAAGGCAGCCAAGAAGACGAAAGAAGAAGACGAGGAGUUGGAGAGAUCUAAGAUGAUGAUGAGCAGGAAAAAGAGGAAGAUUCUAGAGAAGAUGGUUUACAGUAAUAAGAAGAAAGAUGCUGAGGCAGAGGCAUUAAGAGCUAAGAGGAGAAAGAUUGAGAAAUCUGGGAAAGCUGCCCCAAGAGAGUAA
Sclerotinia borealis F-4128 is the source of this 2046-nucleotide messenger RNA. The record is from the annotation of a GenBank genome assembly. NCBI's taxonomy places the organism in Eukaryota, Fungi, Ascomycota, Leotiomycetes, Helotiales, Sclerotiniaceae.